Messenger RNA from Mucor mucedo, 2439 nucleotides. RefSeq lists its product as uncharacterized. Gene Ontology annotation, biological process: regulation of transcription by RNA polymerase II. Gene Ontology annotation, cellular component: nucleus. NCBI's taxonomy places the organism in Eukaryota, Fungi, Mucoromycota, Mucoromycetes, Mucorales, Mucoraceae. The transcript has 9 exons. The coding region runs from base 411 to 2273 and encodes 620 amino acids. Gene Ontology annotation, molecular function: RNA polymerase II cis-regulatory region sequence-specific DNA binding; DNA-binding transcription factor activity, RNA polymerase II-specific. The record is from RefSeq and is a predicted model, not a curated record.
GCGAAUCACAACUAGUCAGUUUUCUUUUUUUCAUGAUCCACCCAACUCUAAAAUCUGAUUUUUUUUAAAUGACAGCCUUCUAUGAAUCAAUUUGUCGAUGUUUUAUCCGCUUAUCUUUCUUGAUACAAGAAAAAAAAAAUUAAUUUCUGUAUGUUACACACCAUUAUAAAAAAACCCUUUUUUCAUUUUUCACCGUGUCAGUUUUUUUUUUCUUUUUUCUCGGGGGAUAAUGACCGGCUCCGCUCUACACUACUUUUUUAUUUUCCGUAGAGAGUUACAAACACCAUUAAUUAUGCUAUUCUUUUGAUUGGUUGACAGGUGUGACGUCGUUAAUCCCAAAACAAAAAAACUUUUUUUGUUUCAACCUUUUAUUUUCUCACUGUGUUAUAAAGUCAAGCCAUUAACUGAUCAUGACGGACGCAGCUACAAAACGUAGAAAGAUAAGACCAAAUAAUGUCAUUGCGCUCAACAAAGCUUUAAAUCAAAUACCAACACCAACAGCCCCGCCUCCUGCGGCUGAAAAGGUGACACCCAUUGUUGAGAAAGUAAAAGAUACUGAGAGCACCUCCGAAGCAGAUAAAGCCGAGAAAAAAGCUCAACGAAAAGCAGACAAAAAGGCUGCUAAAAAGGCAGCCAAAAAGGUAGCCAAAAAAGCUACUCGAAAAGUAGAAAAGAGAAAGGCUAAAGUACUUGAAUCCGACAAUGAGCAAACUGAACCUGUGAAGCAAGCAGAUGAAACACCUAAAGUUGUGGAACCCAUGGUGACAACGCCUUCAAAACCUAAAUUAUCCACACCAGUAGCAAGAUCCUAUUCAUCCGCUUCAGAUUCCGACGAAACCGACGAUGAAAGACGUACACUGUAUACUCAAAAGAUUAAACAACAGAAGAUCGAAAAGCAAAAGGCUGAGCAACAAAGAAUUGAGAAACAAAAGGCUGAGAAACAAAAGGAAGCAGCAGCAGCCGCUGCACGCGAAGUUGGUCAGCUCUCGCAGAAAAAGAAAGCCACCGAGAAGAAGGUGAUUGCAAAGACAAGAGUUGAAAAGAAAAAGGUUGAAAAGGAGAAUAGUAAAGUGGUUACCCCUGAUUCCCAGUCAGACUCUGAGAGCGAAGAUGAAACAGCACCAACAAAAAAAAAGACCGUCUCCAAAGACAUCAAAUUGGACACGCCACACAGAGAUGCAUCUCGCCUUGUAUCCAACCGUAUUUCAUUCCGUAAGACACGUGAAUUUGAUGCAAAGAAGACUGGAGCGGAAAAUGUGGCAGAACGUCUCAGUGACUUAUUCGUGCCUGAAGUCAAUGACAAUUACUUUGUUUCUGACUCGGAAUCAGACACCGAUUCAGGAGAAGAUUAUGAAGUUAAGGAAUAUCCUACUUGGCAGCGUAAUCUCAGUCGUACUCACGAUCAAGCCACAGAUCCUUGGCCUGUACAAAGAAAGUUUGGUUAUUCAGACACAUUAAAGUUGGAGAAAAGAAUUAAAAAAAUCUGCAGACGUGAAGGAAUCACAUUUCAAGGUGUACAGGAGAUCUUCACCAAGGAUUGCCGUACAGAAUAUAUCAGGUUCUUUCAAAAGAUCGCCAAACCAUUCCCAAACGUGUCAUUGAAUGCUUUAGCAAGACAAUGUAAAAACAUGUAUCAUCAAAAGAAAAAGAACGUCCCUUGGACACCCGAAGAUGUUAAGCAACUAGAAGAGUUAUUGAAGGUCUACGGUCAAAGCCCGAUUGUGAUUUCACAACAUAUGGACAGAUCACCUAAAAAUAUUUCCGAUUACCUGUACACUCAUGGUGCCACCGAGAAGAAGAGUCUUCAACGUUGGUCAAAAGAAGAGGAUAUUUUGCUUGCUAAGGAAGCCAGUAAAUUAGACAUGACUGACAAACGAUUAGAUUACUCUCCCAUUGUAAAAGCAUUCGAAGGAACACGAACGAUGAAACAAAUCCAUGCUAGGUUUUACAGGCUUCGUCAUUUAAUCCAACCCGAUGGCACUCUUGCAGAAAAAAGAAAUGCAACUCCGUAUGAAGAGCUCAAGUAUUUAAAAAAAUUAUUGGCACAGGUCAAAGAGCACAAACUUGUGGAAGAAUCACAGUUGGAUUAUACUAAGGACAGAGGAUUUGUUGACAAGAGCUUCUAUUUGAAUAAUCGUGCCUUGAUUAAGGGUUUUGAAACAAUGAAAAUUAAAGAUAUUCUUGAACAACUAAUUGAGAAACAAAACAAAAUCAUUGCAUCUCGUAGAGAAGAGAAAUUGUUGGGUUCUGACCCAGAGCCAGACCAGGAUUAAGAAGUAAUUGACGAAACACAAUUCAGAAAUAUGUAUCAGAAAGCAGUAAAAAUAAAAAAGUAAAUCCAAGCUCAGAUGAUCUUUUUUAUACCUAAAACUAAAUGUUUGUAGUACCAUAUGAAAGAAUAAGCCACUGUUUUACAUAGUAUAUAUUUCAUAAAAAAAA